This is a messenger RNA of Oldenlandia corymbosa var. corymbosa, 1455 nucleotides long. The record is from the annotation of a GenBank genome assembly. Lineage: Eukaryota; Viridiplantae; Streptophyta; Magnoliopsida; Gentianales; Rubiaceae.
UCCUCUGCUUCUUAGUUUCUCCUAUCCUUCCUCUCCUUUUCCUAGCUAGCCAUCAACUCAUAAUUUCUCAAAAAUUUGCUUUAAAAAAGAAACCCAAAAUGGUAGGAACAAACAGUUCUGAUCUUCCUCCGGGUUUUAGAUUCCAUCCAACUGACGAAGAAUUAAUCAUGUAUUACCUACGAAAUCAAGCUGUAUCAAAGCCUUGCCCCGUUUCAAUCAUCCCUGAAGUUGACAUUUAUAAGUUCGAUCCUUGGGAAUUGCCUGGUUAGUACUAAUUAGUAUCGUGUCACACUUGAAUAAUUUCUAGUCAUCAAAAACAACCCUUUUCAUUAUUUACGGUAUGUAUACAUACUAACAAUAUUUUGUUUUCAUUAAUGCAGAGAAAACCGAAUUCGGCGAAAAUGAAUGGUAUUUCUUCACUCCACGAGACAGAAAGUACCCGAAUGGAGUUCGUCCCAACAGAGCGGCUGUAUCAGGUUAUUGGAAGGCCACGGGAACAGAUAAAUCUAUUUACAGUGGAUCCAAAUAUGUUGGUGUGAAGAAAGCCCUUGUUUUCUACCAGGGAAGACCUCCAAAAGGUGUCAAAACUGAUUGGAUUAUGCAUGAGUAUCGAUUAAGUGAAUCAUCAAGAUCGCAAUCCAUCAAGCACCACAAUAAUUCCAUGCGGUUGGAUGAUUGGGUUCUUUGUAGAAUCUACAAAAAGAAGAAUUUGGGAAGAAGUAUGGAAAUCAAAGAGGAAGAUCAAUCACUAAGUACUGAGACAAUUGCUUCUGGAGACACAAUUGGCAGCCAUGAAUUGUCACAGAAAUUCCCUAGAAUUUGUUCCUUAUCCCAUCUAUGGGAAAUGGAGUAUAUGAACGCGACAAUUCCACAAAUCUUUGGCGAAAAUUCGUAUAUGGACCAAAACGUACUAAUCACAAACAAUGGGAAUGGGAAUCAGGGUUCGACAAGACAACAGCAAUUAGGGGAAGUUCCAUACCAUCAUAAUCAGUAUGGGAAUGGCAAUGGGCAUAAUAGCAUGAUGAUGAUGAACCAGCCGGUUUAUGCGAACCCGAUUUUUGAGUUCCAGUCUUGAUAGUAGCAGAAGAAGAAUAUUCACCAUUUUGUUUGAAAUUCAGGGAUUGGCCCAAUUUGCGGCUUGUGGGGUUGGUUCAUCGGGCUGCUUUAGCUUAGGGGGGAAGAUAAGGAUUCCAAAUUGUAAUUAAAAAUUUAAUUUUAAUUACCUAUCUAAUAAAUUUGUUAAAUAAAAUAUCUUCAUGUCCUUCCAAAACUUAUAUGAUCACUGCUUUAAGCAAAUCUGUGUGAUCAAGUAGGAAUAGUUUCCAAGUCACUCUGGCAUAAUGAGGAUUGCUAAAUUAUAGAGACAAUGAAUUAAUCAUGUGAAAAGGUUCAUAAACACAUGAGAAUAUAAAACUUUACAAGUGUGAAAUAUCAUAAACAGUGCCUUAAUUUGGU